GCGGCGGGCGCGGGCGCCGAGCGCGGGGAGCCGGGCCGCGCGGGGCUGGACGGGCGCCACGGGCGGCCGGGGCGGCCGGGCCAGAAGGGCGCGCCGGGCGAGUACGGCCCCGACGGCCCCAAGGGCAUCGCCGGCGUGCAGGGUCCCUCGGGCAUCACGGGCGACCGCGGGCUGCCGGGGCUGGCCGGGCUGCCGGGCUUCCGCGGCGCGCAGGGCGAGCGUGGCUUUCCCGGGCAGGCGGGCGCGCCGGGCCCCAAGGGGCUGCCGGGCAUGGUGGGCCUGGACGGGCUGCCCGGCCAGCUGGGCCGCGUCGGCGGGCAGGGAAUGCGAGGUGAUCGCGGGGAUGACUUCCCGCCGCAACUUGCUCCCAAAGGACUACAAGGAGACGUAGGAUUUGAAGGGCCUAUUGGAUUCCCCGGACAACCGGGCCUGAUGGGCAAGCCGGGCCGAGAUGGGCUGCGAGGCAUGGAGGGAUUCCCGGGAGCAGCGGGUCGACGAGGCCUGCCGGGAGCCCCGGGGCCGAAGGGCCAGGCGGGGUUCCCCGGCCGCGAUGGCGGAGUGGGGCCCAAAGGAAUUUUAGGUAUUCCUGGAAUGCCUGGAGAGCCCGCACCUCCAGGCCCUGAACCGAAGAGCCGAGGAUUUUUCUUCACUCGACACUCCCAAACCAGACAGUCUCCUGCCUGCCCACGGGGCACCAUUCGCAUGUGGGACGGCUACUCUCUCUUGCACUUCGUGGGUAAUGCAAAGGCUCACGGCCAGGACCUAGGCGCACCUGGAAGCUGCUUGCGACGCUUCUCCACCAUGCCUUUCAUGUUCUGUAAUCUGAAUAACGUGUGCGACUACUCGAGUCGCGGGGACUCCAGCUAUUGGUUAAGCACUGCGGAAGCCCUGCCGAUGAUGAUGACACCUAUUCCAUCUCACGACGUACAAAAAUACAUCUCCAGGUGCACUGUGUGUGAAACUACAACCAGAGUGAUGGCAGUUCAUAGUCAGACUACUCAGGUUCCCAAUUGUCCCAAUGACUGGGAUGUUAUUUGGACUGGGUACAGCUUCCUAAUGCACAUUGACUCAGGCGCUGAAGGAAGUGGUCAGGCCCUUGUCUCUCCUGGCUCCUGUCUCGAGGAAUUCCGAGCUAGUCCGUUCUUGCAAUGUCAAGGAUAUGGAACAUGCCAUUUGUUCUCUACAGCGUAUUCUUACUGGUUGGCCACAGUUGAAGAAUUUGAAAUGUUCCGCAAGCCUCGACAACGUACACUGAAAGCAGGAGAAUUAACAACUCGCAUUAGUCGUUGUGCUGUCUGCAUGCGACGCAAAAAGCUUUCGAUUGGAAUACCCAGUAGUCCUGAUGAGAACAGUGUUCUCCCGCCUUCACCACCCGUGUAUCGACCUGAACCAGUCUACAGACCGCCUGAUUAUCGACAGCCAGACUACCCAAGGCCGAGGAGACCUCGCCCUGGUGGCUCCACUGGGCGACGUGGCUGACUCCUCCGUGAGUGGCUGAUCGCUUCGCAAAUGUGUCAUCUUUAAAAAGUGAAUCACCAGGGUGAAUAAGGAAAUAACAAUUUUAUCAAGACAUCUGUAUGUAUCCAUCUGAUGCAGUUUGUGUCUUGUGAAUAUUUCCACAAUGUGAUAUAAACAUUACAAUGUUAAAUAUACUUAUAAGCUUAAAAGUUCAACUUAACGUUGUUCACUGCCAUUACAUGUGUUCCGUAUUCAGUGGUGCUAACAAAAUUGGAAACCAGUACUGAAGAUGAAGAUUUAAUAUUGAAGGAGGAAAAAUACCUAGAGUUUAAGCUUUUUAACAAUUGAACAUAUAAUGUUGGUGCCAUAUUUAACAUAAAGAAACUAUUGAAAUACUGUUUCAUUAUUUAAAAAUUGACAUAUUCUUGUUUUUUAUGACAAUAUUUUUUUUAAAAAGAAUUUGGAAAAGUGUGAACAGAAUGUAAUUCAAUGGAAGAGAAAUUCCAAACUAAUUCUGAAUGAUGUAGAAAUGAGUAUUUACUUAUGUGGAGACACUUUUUAAGAAAACAGUCAGGUUUUUCUGCAAGUAGCUUAAUUAAUUUGUUCAACAAAUCAUAUACAAAGCAAUAAAAUAUUUCACAAAGUCUUUUUUUCAAUAUUCUGUUUGUAUUUGUAAUUUACAGGGCUUAUGUGUUGUGUAGAUGCGAUGUAAAUAGUUUAAUUGGCUCUUGCCAUGCCUCCAUCUGUAUUUGACAUAAAUCAGGAAAGCGUUCUUGUAAUAAAAAUUGUUGAUAAUAAUUUUUGCCUUUAAAUUAAAAGAAACUUUUUUUACCAGCAAUGGGAAAUCCACUAAUGGGAACAUAUCUACAUUAUUAAUUAUUUUUUAAUGAGAUAAAUCAAAAUCAAGAUGUUA
Messenger RNA from Gryllus bimaculatus (two-spotted cricket), 2371 nucleotides. Lineage: Eukaryota; Metazoa; Arthropoda; Insecta; Orthoptera; Gryllidae. The record is from the annotation of a GenBank genome assembly.